ACUCGAUCUUCCUUCACUGCAGCAUUACUUUUACUCACACUUCAUCACUUCUAGCCAGCAUUCAUCUCACACUCUUUAAGCUUUCCUUUCAGCUACUACUAAGAAAUGGCCGAAGCAAUCCUCUUUGGUCUUGCACAGAAAAUGAUUGAAAAUCUGGGCUCUCAGACUUUCCAAGAGAUUGGAUCACUCUGGGGUGUCGAAGGUGAGCUUGAAAAAAUCAAGGAGACUGUUUCCACAAUCCAAGCUGUACUUCAGGAUGCAGCGGAGCAGGGAAGUCAUAACAAUCAAGUCAAGCACUGGCUCGAAAAGCUCAACGAUGCAGUUUAUGACGCAGAUGACUUGUUGAGUGAGUUCUCAACUGAAGCUACAAGGCGAAGCAUGGUGAGUGGGAAUAAACUCACAAAAGAGGUACGCACUUUCUUUUCAAAGUCAAACCAACUAGCUUUUCGUGGUAAGAUGAGUCGUAAAAUAAAGGCAAUGAGGCAAAAGCUAAAUGCAAUAGCAGAAGUCAGGGAAAAGUUUCACCUGAAAGAAUACCAUGUAGAGCCUAAAGUAGUGAGGGAACCAACUCACUCAUUUGUACGUGAAGAAGAAGUUAUUGGGAGGGAAGAGGAAAAAAAGGCUAUCAUAGAACUAUUAUUGGACUCUAAUGUAGAAGAGAAUGUUUCGGUUAUUCCCAUUGUGGGGAUAGGGGGAUUAGGGAAAACUACUCUUGCUCAAUGUGUGUACAAUGAUGAGAAAGUCAAAAAUAAUUUUGAGUUAAAAAUGUGGGUAUGUGUUUCUGAUGUCUUUGAGUUGAAAAGUAUUAUUGAAAAGAUAAUAAUAUCUGCUAUAGGUGAUGCACCUAGAAAUCUUGAAAUGGAUCAAUUGCAAAUUAAACUUCGUGAAAAAAUUGAUAGAAAGAAAUACUUACUUGUGUUGGAUGAUAUAUGGAAUGAAGAUCGUGAAAAAUGGCUUAACUUGAAGAAUAUUUUAAUGGGUGGUUUGAAAGGAAGUAAGAUUGUAAUAACCACUCGUAGUAAAUUGGUUGCAAAGAUUACACACACAGAUUCACCAUAUAUUAAUCUCAAAGGUCUCUCCAUAGAGCAGUCUUGGUUUUUAUUUGAGAAAGUGGCAUUUAGCAAAGGGCAAGUGACCAAUAAUCCUACACUGAGGGAAAUUGGAUCGGAGAUUGUAAAAAUAUGUCAAGGUGUACCCCUUGCCAUAAAGUCCAUAGGACAUGUGUUAUACUGUAAGGAAACAGAAUCUGAGUGGUUAUUUGUAAAGAAUAAUUUACUAGAAAAUGUAACUCUAGGGAAUGAGAUUUUACCUAUUUUAAAGUUGAGUUAUGAUAAUCUCCCAUCAUAUUUAAAGAGUUGUUUCACUUAUUGCUCUUUGUUUCCCAAAGAUUAUGAGAUGGACAAGGAAACAGUGAUACAACUAUGGAUAGCACAAGGGUUUAUCCAAUCAUCAAACAAAAAUCAACAAUUAGAGGAUGUUGGUGAUGAGUAUUUCAAGGAUUUACUUUGGAGGUCCUUCUUUGAAGAAGUAGGGACUUACAAAGGCUUAAGAUACAAGAUGCAUGAUUUAAUUCAUGAUCUUGCGGAAGCUAUUGCAGGCGAGGAGUGCAGGCUCAUUAAUAUUGAUGGAAAAAAUAUUAAUGAAAAAAAUCGUCAUGUAUCAUGUCCAUUUUCUAUUGACUCAUCUUUUACUGAAACUUUAAGGUUGUUGGUUAAAGCAGUCAAGGUACAUACAUUUCUUCUAACAUAUAAUGAGCAUAAAUCUGGUGGCUUGGAUGAGUCAAUGUUGAAAACAAUUAUUUUGAGUUUCAAGAGCUUGCGUGCGUUAGAUUUACAUGCACUGAACAUUAAAUCAAUACCAAAUUCUAUAGGGAAGUUAAUACAUCUAAAGUAUCUUGAUGUAUCUUUUAAUUGGAAUAUUGAAACUCUCCCUGAUUCAAUUACUACAUUGUUGAAUUUGCAAGUACUAAAACUUUAUAAUUGUAGAGGUCUUAAAGAAUUACCCAAAAAGUUUAGAGAAUUGGUUAACCUCAAACAUCUUUAUAAUCAUGGUUGUGAUAAUUUGAGUCAUAUGCCUUGUGGAUUAGGGCAAAUGACUUCACUUCAAACAUUACAAUUAUUCAUUGUGAGCACCUCCUCCCACACUGGUGGAUUAGGCGAAUUGAAGAAGCUAAACCUGCAAGGAACAUUAGAGAUCUCACAUUUGGAACGGUUGAAAGAAGCUAACUCAGAAUCCAUUGUUGUGAAUUUAAGGGAGAAGCAACAUCUUGAAAAAUUGAUAUUAAAAUGGUAUCAUCAAGAUCAAGUAGAUAAUAAUGAAGAUGAGAAGUUAUUAGAAGACCUCCAGCCACACCAAAAUCUCAAACAUUUGGUAGUGCAUCAGUACAAGGGUGUGAAAUUUUCAAGUUGGGUCUCUUCUCUCAUAAAUCUUGUUGAUUUAAGGAUAGAGAGUUGUAAGAGAUGCCGAUAUUUGCCACCAUUGUCUCAUCUCCUCUCUUUAAAAUCUCUAAGGCUUAUCACGAUGAAUGAUUUGGAGUACAUAUCCGAUAAUGAUAUGAGUAAAGAGGUGCCUGCUUCAUCCACAACUUUAUCAACACCGUUCUUCCCAUCUCUAAAGUCACUCACAAUAGAAGAAUGUCCUAAUUUGAAGGGAUGGUGGGGGAGAACAGGGAGGGAUUUAGUUGCAACAACAUCUGCGUCAACACCAGAUCAUCAACAAGAUCAGUCUCACAACUCACUGCCUUUAUUUCCUCUUCUUUCUUCUUUGCGGAUUAUUAAUUGCCCUAAAAUGACUUCCAUGCCCCUGUUUCCCAAUCUCGAAGAAUGUCUAUAUUUAAACAAUGUCAGUUUGAAGCCUUUGCAAGAGACAAUGUCAGUUUCCUCCUCUUCAUUAUCCUCUUCUUCUCCUCUCUCCAAAUUAAAUGAAAUGACUUUGAUAUCUAUAGAAGAUAUAGAGUCUCUUCCGGCUGAGUGGGCACUAUAUUCUCUCAAGGAACUACAUAUUGGGAAUUGCCCUAGACUAACAUCUAUGUCUGGAGCGGUGCGUAAUCUCACCUCCCUCUGUGAGCUAUCAAUUGACGAUUGCGAGGAGUUCGAUCCAUUCAGAGACAUGCAUGAUGAUGGCAUGGAAUGGCGAUGCCUCAAUUGUCUCCAUGAUUUACGUUUCUAUAGCAUUCCGAAACUGAAGUCUCUCCCUGUGGGUCUUCAAUGUAUUUCCACCCUAAAAGAGCUCCGCAUUUCAAACUGUCCAAAUUUAAUUACUUUGCCGGAACUCACCUCACUUGAAUAUCUUUGGAUUGAUAGAUGCGAGCCUAAUCUGACGUCACUUCUUGAGAUUAGUUGUCUCACUUCUUUACAGUGGCUGUGGAUUGAAGACUUACCCAAUUUGAUUACUUUCCCCGAAUCAAUUAGGAAUCCAAUCUCACUUGAAACACUUUACAUUUACAACUGUCCCAAUCUCACAACACUACCCGAUGAUGGUUUUCUCAAGUCUUUACGAAAUCUGAGAAUUUGGAAGUGUCCUCAGUUAGCUGAAAAAUACGAUUUGGAAAAGGAUUUCCCUAAUUUGGAAAUCAUAUGGGAGUAGUGAGACCACAGCAGCAAACGGCUCUACAUCGUCAUCGUCAACGGCCACUCCCCUCUUUCACUUGAAUGAAUCAGAAUGAAAGGAGGUGUAUGUAUCUGGGCAUAUUCAGAACCAUAUGAAAAAGUGCAACAAGUCAACAGCUAAGGCGAAGUAUACUCGGGAAGGCAGUACUCAAUUUCAGGCCCUUAACUUCUUCAAAAAAGCUACACUCUCUUGUUGUUUGAUGGUCAGGGGAAGCAUUGGGAACCCCAAUUUCUUUCUUCGGAGCCGUUUCUUUUCCUGUCCCCUGCCCUGGCAUAGUGCUUUGCUUCCGGUUCUUCGGAAAAAUCAACUGACUUCCACACUUGUCAUAUAUUCCAUACAUCACACUAAAUAGAUUGAAGUCUGGCACUUGUUGAUAUUUUGAUAACAUCUGGUGAGAGAUCAUUAUUUGACAACCACCAUCUAGGAAGCGGUUUUAUAUUCAGGCAGAAAUUGGAGGGAAAUGGUCCAAGACUGCUCGAAUCCUUAAUUGAAUGUAUUUCAGAAGGAUGUUCUGGUCCACUAUUACUACAGUAUAUGGAAUAUAAAAACAGACCAGAGUUUGUGAUCUCCAAAGCGAGUCGAUACUCCAAUUAUGUAGUUUGGUAUGGAUAAAGAUCACAACUAGGUGUUAACAGAAGGGUUGUUCCAUUUCAAGAAUGGCUUCAUUAUGCUCGCAGCUGAUUCCUUGGAUAUUUGACAACUUUUUAAUGAAGCUAUUGAAAAUUUUCAACCUAAACAGGAACUUUGAAUUUGGAAACAGACAGUUUUUAGUGAAUUUACAGCAACUACAAGAAGAUAAAUAGGUUGAAUCAGAUGAAGACUGUACCUUGGUGUUAGCAACAAGAUUACUGCCUAUCUUCAGUUAAAGUUCAAUUUCAGGGUGACUGGUUCUUAGACUUUUCAGCCACCCUUUGUGAAACCUAAGCUGAUUGCAAACAUUUAUCUUAGUGUAAUUGUUUCAAUAACAAAACAAGCUUGUGAUGAAUUUUUUUUUUUUUUUUUUUUUUUUUUUAAUGCUUUUCAAAUUGGAACCCUUUUACCAAUAUACAUAACUGUACUUUAAAGCAUCCAUAUGAACUUAAUUAUAAGAACUAUCUUGAGAAAUAUUUUAUAGGGAUUAAACAUCUAGAAUAUGCCAAUUAUCAAGAAGAAUCAGAUAAUCUGAAGAAAUUUCUGUGGAAAUCUGAUGAUGGGAUGUAUUGCUUGGAUAGUUUCAGGAUUUGAGAAGCUGAUGCAGCUAAGUUCUUGAGGCUGGAGAUGGAGUAUUUGAGGUACGUCCUACCUUGGCCGACACUCAUCUAGGAGGUGAUGAUUUCAACAAGGCAAGCUCUACAACGUCUCAUGGAGACUGCUGAGAAAGCAAAGAUGGAGCUGUCAUCUCUGACUCAAACCAAUAAUAUUAGUUUACCUUUCAUUAUCGCCAUUCGGAUGGCCCAAAACACAUUGACACCAUGCUGACUAGUGUCAAAUUUGAAGAACUGUGUUCAGAUUUGUUAGACAGUCUAAUUGCGUGCUUAAGUUCUCUGGAUUACAACUCAUAAGCUUUAAUCACCAGUUGAAACUUCCUUGAGAGAUGCAAAGCUUUCCAAAGAUAUGGAUGUAAUUCAACUUGUAUCCCAGCUGUUUAGGAGCUGAAAAAUACGGAUGAAGUUUUUGUUCUUGGGGCUGUAGUUCAGAAGGACUUGAAACUUCGGGUGGUGUCAACUUCACCAACUUCCAAAUCAGAGGUGUUCUCCACCGCAGCAGAUGGACAGACCAGUGAAGAGAUUAAUGUCUAUCAGGGUGAGAGAGAGUUUGUGAGGGACAACCAGUGCUAGCACCAUGCCAAGUGAUGGGGUGGAUAGGAUGGUUAAAGAAGCUGAAAAUUUUGCAAAAGGAAGACAAGGAAAAGAGGGAUGCCAUAGACACAAGGAAUCUAGCUGACUCAGUUUUGUACCAAACUAGAAGCAACUAAAAGAGCUGGGAGACAAUGUUCUUAGCUAGACAAGGAGAAUGUAGAGGCUAAAGUGAAUGAGGUCAUGGAUGCCAUCUUUGGUGGUUCUACCCAAGCCAUUAAAGAUGCAAUGGCUGUCCUGAAUCAAGAAAUUAUGUAACUGCGGUAGUCAAUGUUAAUGUGAAUUUGAAUUGGUUCCGAACCUUAGGAACAAGUACAACGAGUCCAUGGCUUAGGGUAAUAUCAAUAACAUUCUGGUGACAACUACCCUCUAGGAAGCUGUUUUAUAUUCAGAAGCGCUGUGAUGGAUUUUACUUUAAGCACACUAUUUGGAUACAAAGAUAGGAUCAAUAAAAUGAAAAUAUAGAGUCUACUUGCCUGCUUAAGUUCACUGGAUUACAACUGCAAUUAACAUUCUCAUAGGCUUUGAGCACCAGUUGAAACUUCCUUAAGAGAUACAAAGCUUUACUUCAAAGAUAUCAAUGAGAAUGAAAGGAUGUGUAUAUACUAGAGGCAUAUUCAGAACCAUAUGAACAAGUGCAACAAGUCAACAGCUAAGACUGGUGUUUUUUAGCUGGAGAAGUUAUUGACAUUGUGCUCUUGGAUGUCUCACCGUGGAAGGACUUGAAACUUUGGGUGGUGUAAUGACAAAGAUUAUCCCAAGGAACACAACUUCACCAACUUUCAAAUCAGCAGAGGUGUUCUCCAGCACAGCAGAUGGACAGAUCAGUGAAGAGAUUAAUGUCUAUCAGGGUGAAAGAGAGGUAUUUAUCUCUCUGAAAAAAGGAUGAGAGAGAGAUCAUGAGGGACAACAAAUCCCUUGGAAGCUUGUGCUUAAGACACCAAAACAGGUGCUAGCACCAUCACACCAUGCCAAGUGAUGAGGUGGAUAGGAUGGUUAAAGAAGCUGAAAAUUUUGCAAAAGGAAGACAAGGAAAAGAGGGAUGCUGUAGACAAAGAAUCAAGCUGACUCAGUUUUGUACCAAACUAGAAGCAACUAAAAGAGCUGGAAGAAAAUGUUCCUAGCUAGACAAGGAGAAUGUAGAGGCUAAAAGGUCAUGGAUGCCAUCUCUGGUGGUUCUACCCAAGCCAUUAAAGAUGCAAUGGCUGUCCUGAAUCAGGAAAUUAUGUAACUGUGGUAGUCAAUGUUGAUGUUUAGCUUUUAUCGGAUUGACUUCUUUGCAUGGACGGCCACUAUUGUGUAGCCUUGAAUUAUGUUAUAGUUGAGAGAGAACUCUUUGAUAUAGAGUUAUUUGGGUGUAUUGGGGUUUGGGUUUGUGAGAGUGGGUCUACACCACUUUUGUACUCUCCAUAUUUAUUAGUGAAACUUUCUCCUUGUUGCCACCCGUGGAUGUAGGCCAAAGGCCGAACCACGUAAA
Messenger RNA from Quercus robur (English oak), 6921 nucleotides. Its product is annotated as putative disease resistance protein RGA4. Gene Ontology annotation, molecular function: ADP binding. The record is from RefSeq and is a predicted model, not a curated record. Gene Ontology annotation, biological process: defense response to other organism. The coding region runs from base 106 to 3585 and encodes 1159 amino acids. NCBI's taxonomy places the organism in Eukaryota, Viridiplantae, Streptophyta, Magnoliopsida, Fagales, Fagaceae. The transcript is spliced from 20 exons.